GAGGAGCUGCUUCCCAUGGCUGCUAUUGUAACCCCAAAUAUUAAAGAGGCGUCAGUUUUACUUGGUGAUGUUCCAAUGAAUUCAGUUUCUGACAUGCGUGCUGCUGCAAAAUCGAUACAUGAUUUGGCUCCUAGGAGCGUACUAGUCAAAGGUGGUGAUCUCCCUAAUUCAUCGGAUGCUAUUGAUAUAUUUUUUAAUGGUGAGAAUUUCUACGAGCUUCGUUCAUUUCGUGUAAAUACCCGCAAUACUCAUGGCACUGGUUGUACUAUGGCAUCAUGCAUAGCAGCAGAGCUGGCAAAGGGUUCGUCAAUGCUUUCAGUCGUCAAGAUAGCUAAACGUUUUGUCGACACUGCCUUGGAUUACAGCAAAGACUUGGUUAUUGGAAAUGGAGUCCAAGGCCCUUUUGACCAUUUUUUGGCACUGAAGAAUAUCAACCAGAGCUCUUGUAGGCCGGAUAGGUUCAAGCCCAAUGACUUAUUUCUACACGCUGUAACAGAUUCACACAUGAAUAGGAAGUGGGGCCGUUCUAUUGCUGAAGCAGUUAAGGCUGCUGUAGAAGGUGGUGCUACCAUUGUCCAAAUAAGCCUUCCUCUCUCCCUUUCUCCAGAUUCAGAUUCACGAAUCACGACAAACACGCCCCCGCUUUACUCUGCCUCCAGUCCAGAUCUCCUCUGCUCGCUGCGGGCCUGCGGCCGCCUCUGCCUGACUGCCUCUGUGGCCGUUCGUCGCUCUCUGUUCGCCGCAACCUCAUCUGUCUCGAGAACUGCUUUGUUCAAAAGAACACAAGCCACUAGGACAGGACAGUAUUUUCCCCGAACCAUUGUUUUCUGCAUCAUUGCAUUCCUACUAAAUCAACUUAAGAUGACCUCUCCAGACACUCUUAUAUUCAUGGAACUUGCAAUACAGCAGGCAAAGUUAGCUUUGGAUGCCCUUGAAGUACCUGUUGGCUGUGUGAUUGUUGAGGAUGGGAAGGUUAUAGCCUCAGGAAGGAAUCGAACUACCGAGACACGAAAUGCUACUAGACAUGCAGAAAUGGAAGCUAUAGAUGUGCUGUUAGAACAGUGGCAGAAAAAUGGACUUUCAAUGACUGAAGUUGCUAAAAAAUUCUCAAACUGCAGUCUUUAUGUUACCUGUGAGCCAUGCAUAAUGUGCGCAUCUGCUUUAGCAACUUUAGGUAUAAAGGAUGUGUUUUAUGGUUGUUCAAAUGACAAAUUUGGAGGUUGUGGAUCAAUACUAUCAUUGCAUUUAAAAGACACUGCGUCACUUAAUAAGGGUUUCAAAUGUGCUGGAGGUAUAAUGGCGACAGAAGCUAUCCUUCUCCUACGAACAUUCUAUGAUCAAGGAAAUCCAAAUGCUCCAAAACCCCACCGGCCUCUAGCACAUCAGGCAACAACUUGAAUUUGUAUAUCACUAGAAUCAAAUUAUACUUACAGGGAGGUUGGACAUAUGAGCUCUUCUACCAUCAACAUUUCCAUAACAGACAAUAGCAUGGAGCAAACUUAAAAUAAAGCCCAAACCAGAAGCCACCCCUCUACACCCAAGUAAUUAUUUUAAUAUCAGUAUUUCUACAUCCAAAUUAAUCUAUAAUUAAAUAUAGUUACACUAACACUCAAGUAGUUAAUGAAUUUUAAUUAAUGAAAGAAUUGUCAGAAGCCACCCCUCUACACCCAAGUAAUUAUUUGGCAUGGGUGUUCAAUGCUGUCUAUUUGGCUCUGCUGGAGUCGUGCUUGGGGGAACUGGGCCCCGCGGGAGGAAAUUAGCUGAAAUGGCUCUCCUUAAAGUUGGGGCUGGUGCUCUGACUGAUAGGGUAGUAGAAGCUGCUCGUGUUUUGAUUGUGGCAGCCACUAUAUCAGUCGGUGUUCACGGGCCAUGAUAUAAAUGUUUGACUGAUAACGUAUGAACAUAAUUGUAUAACAAAAAUGUAAAAAGUACACGAAAUAAUAUUACACACAUAUCUGUACAUAGGAGUGUGUAAAGUUGUAAGCUGUUUAUCUUAGGUUCUUGUAGAUACUAAUGAUAUGACUGUCUUUAGCAGAAUGAUUUUGAUGUAAUGAACAAAUAUGUAAAUAGAUAUUUAAAUUGUUAAUUGCUAA
Messenger RNA from Cicer arietinum (chickpea), 2093 nucleotides. Its product is annotated as tRNA-specific adenosine deaminase TAD2-like. The record is from RefSeq and is a predicted model, not a curated record. Gene Ontology annotation, biological process: tRNA wobble adenosine to inosine editing; thiamine biosynthetic process. Gene Ontology annotation, cellular component: chloroplast. Gene Ontology annotation, molecular function: tRNA-specific adenosine-34 deaminase activity; zinc ion binding; phosphomethylpyrimidine kinase activity. Lineage: Eukaryota; Viridiplantae; Streptophyta; Magnoliopsida; Fabales; Fabaceae.